AUGGCCGUGGGGCAGCCCGCCUCCCCCGGGCUCCCCUCGGGACGGGACGCCACGGGCUGGGGGACCCCGGGAGAAGCCCGGCUUAGGGCAGCCCCGCCCCCGGCUCCGUUCCGGGAGGGCUGGCAGGAGAGCCCAGCCUGCUGCCGCCCUUCCACCUGUGCCAUCCGCCGGGCCUGCCGGACUCCGGCGUGCCCUCAGGGAGCUCCCCGUCCCGGCGAGAGGCUCAGCCAGAGCUGCCAGGAGGGAGGGAGCCCGGAGGAGGAGGGGGGCCGCUUGGGGUUCCUGGGCCACCCCAAGGCUCUUCUCCUGGGAGCCCAGGCAGCGUUUGGGGGCCUCUGGGCUCUGGGCUGCUCCAGAGGCCCGAGGGGCCCUGGGGGGCCAGGGGAGCACCCCAGAGCCUCUGCCUUCCCUCCCCCGCGGCAGCGAUGGAGCCUGAGCCGGCCUGGCCCCGUGUCACUGCGAGCCGCGCCCGGCGCCAUGGCGGCCUCCAUCUCCUGGGACGUGGUCUACAUCGUGGUGGAGGUGGCCAUCGCCGUGCUGGCAGUCCUGGGCAACGUGCUGGUAUGCUGGGCCGUGUCCACGAACAGCAAUCUGCAGAACGUCACCAACUACUUCGUGGUGUCGCUGGCGGCGGCCGACAUAGCGGUGGGUGUGCUGGCCAUCCCCUUCGCCAUCACCAUCAGCACCGGCUUCUGCGCCGCCUUCCACGGCUGCCUGUUCAUCGCCUGCUUCGUGCUGGUGCUCACCCAGAGCUCCAUCUUCAGCCUGCUGGCCAUCGCCAUCGACCGCUACAUCGCCAUCCGCAUCCCGCUCAGGUACAACGGGCUGGUGACGGGCCCGCGGGCCAAGGGCGUCAUCGCCGUGUGCUGGCUGCUGUCCUUCGUCAUCGGCCUGACGCCCAUGCUGGGCUGGAGCCGCUGCGCGGCGGGGGCGGGGGCGGCUGCGGGCGCCAAUAGCUCGGAGCCCCCGGGUUGCGGCGGUGGGCGCAUGCCGUGCCUCUUCGAGGCCGUCGUCCCCAUGGACUACAUGGUCUACUACAACUUCUUCGCGUGCGUGCUGCUGCCGCUGCUGCUCAUGCUGGCCAUCUACCUGCGCAUCUUCAUGGCGGCACGGCGGCAGCUGAAGCAGAUGGACGGGAAGGCGGCCGGGCCCGCCCGCUCCACGCUGCAGAAGGAGGUCCACGCCGCCAAGUCUCUGGCCAUCAUCGUGGGGCUCUUCGCCCUGUGCUGGCUGCCGCUGCACAUCAUCAACUGCUUCACGCUCUUCUGCGAGAGGUGCCCCCACGCGCCGCCCUGGCUCAUGUACCUGGCCAUCGUGCUCUCGCACACCAACUCCGUGGUGAACCCGCUCAUCUACGCCUACCGCAUCCGCGAGUUCCGCCACACCUUCCGCAAGAUCCUCCGCAGCCGCCUGGCCCGGGCCCCGCCCCCCAGCCUCCGCCUGGACUGG
Gracilinanus agilis (Agile Gracile Mouse Opossum) is the source of this 1449-nucleotide messenger RNA. RefSeq names its product adenosine A2a receptor (gene ADORA2A). Gene Ontology annotation, cellular component: membrane. The record is from RefSeq and is a predicted model, not a curated record. The transcript has 5 exons. The annotation marks the transcript as partial. Lineage: Eukaryota; Metazoa; Chordata; Mammalia; Didelphimorphia; Didelphidae. Gene Ontology annotation, molecular function: G protein-coupled adenosine receptor activity. Gene Ontology annotation, biological process: adenylate cyclase-activating G protein-coupled receptor signaling pathway; G protein-coupled adenosine receptor signaling pathway.